Messenger RNA from Branchiostoma floridae (Florida lancelet), 2881 nucleotides. RefSeq lists its product as uncharacterized. Bases 92 to 2881 code for a protein of 929 amino acids. The transcript has 22 exons. The record is from RefSeq and is a predicted model, not a curated record. Gene Ontology annotation, molecular function: calcium ion binding. Lineage: Eukaryota; Metazoa; Chordata; Leptocardii; Amphioxiformes; Branchiostomatidae.
UUCUGGUUCUGGUUGUCAGAUUUUUUUUCUCUUUCUUUCUUUCUUGUUGCAGAAGACAAAUCGCGAAGUUGUUUAUUUUAGCCAUGUUGAAAUGAUGCCGGGUGGUUGUUGGUGGAUUGGUGUUGUUAUUGUCAGCCUUGUCGCCAACCUGAUAUCAGUUACAGAUGCAGUCAUGGACGUGACAUUGGUUAUUGACCCUUUUAUUGAGGAGUACAACGAUAGGACCUAUCUAAAGUGCGUAACAGAUGAAGAAGUUUAUGACAUCAAUUUCGGGCCAGUGCUAGAGACGCAACAGGAGUCGUUCUACGGGCUGACCUCUGACCAGACCGUGGUGGGUGACGUGUGGCCGGAGGGGUACCGGGGCGCCAUGUUCUGGUUCCGCCAGGCCGCAGGGGACGCGCGCGUCGGGGCGUUCUACUGUGACGUCACAGGCAGAGGGGGCAAGGAAAGGGUCACAGGGGUCAAGAUGAAACCUGGAGCGCGCAUCCAACCUGUGCUGCUCACUGCCACUGUUUCGGCGGGAGAGUCCGUGAACUUGAACAUGACCUCCUUAGCGCCUGCCGACAGGAUAGAGUGGAGAAAGGACGGAGACAUUCUUACUGGGGCCGACGCGCUGCAGUUGAGACUUGAUGACGUCAGAGUGGAAGACUCGGGGAUCUACGAAUCUUAUUACGUCACUAACGGGACGGAGGGAGGGGAGCGCGCACGCGCAGAGCAGGGCAUCAUGAGAUUACUAGUCAGAGCCUGUCCAGUAGGUCUGUGGGGGGACGAGUGCAGUAUGAAGUGCCCCACGUGUUUUAAUGGCGGGGUGUGCCACCCCAGAACGGGGGUGUGUGUCUGUCCGCCGGGAUUCAACGGCCCAAUCUGCGAGAAAGCCUGCGGUCCCAACAGGUACGGGAAGAAGUGUAACUUGAGAUGUCACCUGGAUUUCUCCGGUCAGUCGGACCCUGAGGACGGCUGUGCGCACCUGACCUUCUGUCUGCCCGACCCGUAUGGCUGUUCCUGUGCCCCGGGGUACUUCGGGCUGAAGUGCUCGGAAGCGUGUCCGGCCGGCACGUUCGGGGCCGGCUGCUGCCUGACGUGCCACUGCGCGGGCGGGGUGAGCUGUAACCGCUUCACCGGACAGUGCCCGGCCGAGUGCGCGCCGGGAUACCUGGGGACAAACUGUCAGAUAGAGUGUAAAGCGGGGACGUACGGCCCGCAGUGCGAGGGUCAGUGUAACUGUCAUGGCGGCGUGACCUGUAACAUCGUGGACGGCUCUUGUCCGGAAGGCUGUCCGGAGGGUUACAUGGGGCCUGACUGCCAGGGUAGGGGAGAAGUUUUAUCAGGAAUUCCCCUGCUUGUGCCACCCGUGCCAGUAUGGCGGCACCUAUCGGUACACACCGAUGUGAACGGCUGCUUGUCCCACCCGUGCCAGUACGGCAGCACCUGCCACCCUAUCGGCACACAGCGGUAUUACUGCAGAUGUACGGACGGCUACAUCUCCAGGGACUGCGAUCCCAACGAGAUCCGGCCGCCGCCCCGCCCCGACCCCUGCACCAGUCGGCCAUGUCGGAACGGCGGAGUCUGCGUCUCCGACGGGCCGACCUUCAGCUGCGUCUGCGCAGACGGUUACCAUGGCGACGUGUGUCAGAUUGUCGUCCGACGACCAGCUCCAACAGACCCUCCGGAAGCCGAGCCGUCCUUCCUGCUCCACCGCGUGGCGAUCCCGGUUGUCCUGUCCGUCAUGUUCGGGAUCGUCUUCGUCGCCGUCUUAAGACGCUGUAGCGACAAGGCAGACUUCCAAGUGUCCCCGGAGGAACCUGAAGACAAAGUAGAACGUUUCGCUACAAGCGACGAAGACGACGAAGACGAGGGUUUUGAAUUCGACGACGAAGGUCUCGGGCCGUCCGUGGAGAACAGUUUCGUCAUAGAGAACCAUGAGGUACAAAACUAUGUGGAAUCCGGCGUGGAGCCGGUGGAUGUUCCUCCUAUUGUACAACAAGGGAAAGUUCAAGACAUUCCGCCAAAGAACUCUCUAUCGGAAAGAAGCUGUCGGAAAGAAGAUGCCCCCUACCCGGACCUGGUCCUGGUGAACCGCUACCCGUACGUACAGGAUGACGGGACGGCGGAGAUGUACUGCGUCUCGAACUAUGCAGAUCGCGACCUGAACUGGAACCUGCUGCCGACUCUGGGCAGGGACGCCCAGGAAAUGAUUGACAACCAGGACCGUUGGCUCAGCGGAGGAGCAGUGCCCUCGACGUUCGCCAUGACAGGCCGACUGUUCGGCAUCAACGCGGACGCGGAGGGCUUCCGCGCAGGCGCGUGGAACUGCUCGGACGACGGACAGGGUUAUGGGUCAUGGGUCAUCGGGGUCACCAACUUCCGAAGCACCAUCAUCAAGCCUUUCAAAGUGACGCAGACAGUUAACGAGGGUGAGCGCGGCGUGGAACUCAUCAUGAACCAGACGGUUCCUGAGGCCAUCACAAAAAGAUGGAACCGAGGUCCAAACGUGAUCGGGAGCUCGGACACCCUGGCGCUGAACCUGGACGCGAAGCGCGGAGGGAACACCAUCGAGCAGUUCGUGAGUCCGGGGCGCGGAGUCUUGGACUGCUACCAGCAAGGCCAGCGGGAGGACCCCACCCGGGCCGGCAUCAUGCGGGUCAUCGUCAGAUCGUGUCCGGAGGGAAAGUUCGGCGGCGGCUGUACGGAGGACUGCCCGAGGUGCUACAACGGCGGCAUGUGCCAUGACGAGACGGGGGAGUGUAUCUGCCCUCCAGGAUUUAAGGGCCGCAACUGCGAAGAACCUUGCGGAGGGAACAAGUUCGGAGUGAACUGUACGCACGACUGUAAGCUCCCCAGCGGGACGACCAGUCUUGCGGAGGGAACAAGUUCGGAGUGA